UAGGCGGUGUUAAUAUUUCAGGAAAAAUCAUUAAAAUAAAUGUUUUGAAGUUAUUAAUAGAUUAGAAGUUAUAACUAUAUUUAUUAGCACCUUUUCUUUAUUGAUUUUUUCAGACGUUUCUCUGAUUUUAAUGUUUUAAAUUCAUCAUUUACAUUAUAAAUAUGUUAUUGUACACAAAUAUCUUUACAAUAAAAAAGCAUUAAAAUCGUACACAACUUAAUAUAUUAGUGAGUAGGUAUUCAGAAUUUAGGACCUUUUGGAGAGAAAAAUGAUUGCAAACUUUAUCGAUUUGUUUGAAUUAUUCCCGCCGCCUGACGUCAUCAAACAUGUCGCCCAACUUAAAGAUGAUAGAGCGAUAGCUUCGUUCUCGGUUUAUCUACUUUAAUAUUUUUAAAAAUGCCGAAUGUGGCUCAAAAUAUCGAAAAAUCACUAUCUAUCGUCACAAACAACCAAAAAACGAAUCCAGAGGUGUUAAAUUUUCAGGAAGCUGCCCUUUUAAAGUUUGUUAUAGGUCCUUUAAACUUCAAGCGAUGGUGUGAAGUAAAACGGCAAUUGAGUUGUAAAUCCAACGAACAGUUUGUCACAAAACUACUAGAUAUUGCUGAAAAGUUCAUAUUUAAAUCAGAGAGGAAAAGCACACCAGUCAAAGAAAAUUUAAAAUUUAGAAAUGGAAAUUCGGUUGAUAAAUACGAAGAAACAGUGUUACAAGAAAGUGAAAAUGAAAAUUUAAAUAAAGAAGUGGUAAAUAACAUUGAAAAUGCAUCUCUUCUCUUAGAAAAUAUAGUAAAAGAAGAAAAACAGAAUAAGAGAAAAAAGACUAAUACACUUAAAAAAGAAAAGCCAAAAGACUAUGAUGCCCGCAAAGUUCCACAACUUCAUAUUCAACAUGAUGACUCAAAAGAUAAUUCAAAUUCUGAAAAUAAAUUCAAACUAUGUUCAAAUUGCAAUACAAAACACAGUGAUGAUCAUUGUCCAAUCUAUUAUCCUAUAUUAAACAUAUCAGAUUCAGUUAGUAAGGAAUUAUGGAGAGAUAAGUACAAACCUAUACAUGACAACCAAAAUUACAAAAAUAUUAAAUGUGAAACUGAAGAAGAUCUGGAUCGAAAUAGAUUUAUUUAUUCAAGAGUCUCCUUACCAAGUUGCCUUAAUUUUAUAAAUACAAAAACUAAUCAUGGAUUGGGUGUAGUUUGUAAAACACAGAUCCAAAUGUUUACUCAGUUUGGUCCAUUAAUAGGUAAAAGCAUAAAAGAAGUGGAUAUUCAGGAUGAUUCAAAUAUGCGAGACAUUUGGGAAAUAGUUUUAGAGAACGGAUAUACUUAUAUUAGUACAGAAGAUAUGGAAACAUCUAAUUGGUGUCGAUUCAUUAGACCAGCUCCAAAUCGAGACGAUCGAAAUGUAACUGUGAUUAUUAAAGAAAAUAAUAUAUAUUUUAUUAAUAUUAAGGUAUUAAAUGAUGGUGAUGAAUUAUUAUACUGGCAAGAUAGUUCGACAUUUACCAGUAAGAAAAAAAUGGGAAAAACUAUUUGUGGCGGUUGUAAUAUGACAUUUUCUCACCCUUUGUAUUAUCGAGCCCAUUGUUCUGUAUUUCAUGACAUUAGGUAUAGUUUAACAAUAAGAAAAUAUCAUUGUAAAAUUUGUGGUGAGGCAGUUUUAGGAAAGGAAAAUAUUAUGAAACAUGCAAUAGAAUUACAUAAUGGACAAGGAGCUUAUCAGUGCCAAUUCUGCAGAAAGUUCUUUUUGAGACUUAAUUACCUUGAAAUGCACCGUACAUAUGGUUGUUCGGCGAAUCCCCACAGAGCUAGACCACUAUGUGAUUUUUGUGGGAGGAAGUUUUGUCAGCCUCAAAAAUUGAAAGUCCACAUUAAAAGGAUGCACAGCAGUAUGACAGAAGUAUUAAAGGAAUUUCAGUGUAAAAAUUGUAUGAAAAUAUUAGGGUCUAGGGCUGCUUUACAGAGGCAUGAGAAAGAGGUACAUCAAAAACAAGGUGACGGUACAUGUUCUUGUGCUAGGUGUGGAAAACAUUUUCAAAAUAAAUCUAACUUGAAAAUUCAUAUGUUGACUCACAGUGGCAUAAAGCCUUUUAAAUGUACGGAGGACAAUUGUAAUGCAGCCUUUACUACCAAACAGUGUUUACAGUUCCAUUAUAAAAAAGGCCAUAAUUAUACAGAGGAAAAUAUGCCUAAAAUUAAACGCAGUGUUGAUUAUACAUUCAAAGCAUAUAGCGGACUUGAAAGUCAAAUGAUUGAUGAUCUAGAUUACUCGGAAAGUAAUAGGGAACAUAAUGAGCAAAUGAAUGAUGACAACGACGAUGAUACUGAUUUGGAUGAUGCUAGUUUGGACAGUAAGGGAAUGGAUGAUCCGCCAGCAUUACAAUCUCCACUUGAUCUUCCCGAAUCACCGCCUCCUCCUCCACCUCCUCCUACUCAACCCCCAGAUUUGUCGUCCCCAAACCAACCAGAAACAUCUCAAAUUGAUUCAUAUAAUGUCAGUGAAUUAUCAAAUCAACCAUCUACUGUUAAAAUAGUCAGUAAAGGAUCUAAAAAAUGGAUAGCAGACGAACCCCAGCUUCAAACUCUCAAAGCGUCAGAUUUCUAUACCAUUGAAAGACUGAGUAAAGACGAUUUAACUAUAGAAGAUAACAACUUGUACGAUCGCAAACUGUCUAAUUUGGCCGAAUUCACUAGACACGAACCGUCGAACGCCAGUUUACUGGUGGAGGCAGCAUUGGAUUCGGUCUGCAAUGAACCCAGGAUUGACAUCGAUGUUAGCGGGGCUUCGAACUGCCACGAUACCUUGGUCAAUAAUCUCUAUUCGUUAACCCAACACAACGAUUUACCGGAAGUGAACUACAGCCUGGAAGAGUCGCGUGAUAUAAGCCUAAUGUCGCCAUCUGUAAACGAUCACAUUUCGGUAACGGACGAGUUGGAUAACGAAUUACAGCAAAACCAAAAUAUCGGACUGGAUUAUUCGAAUUUCCAUCAGGAUGGUUUUAGUCCAGAAAAUAGUCCUACUAGUAUUCAGAGAGCGAACUUUGUGAAGAAUUACAUCAAUAGUUUGUCGCCUGCAAACAACGGUUAUGAAGGAGGCAAUAAAAAUCCAUCCCCAGGACCAAGUCCACCGCGCUAUGGUUUUGGCCACAAUAUUAAUCCUGAAAAUUUGUCUUCCGAUGAGAGUAACGGAAUGGCUGCUCAAAAUCUAAGCCUGCACGCCGCCAAAAACGAUAUUCAACUAGAUUUAUCAAUGUACAAGACUCCUUACAAAACUCCAGAAUAUUUACGAAGAAUGAAGUUUGAUGGAGAAAAUGUUUUAGUUGGGACCACCAGUAACGCAUUAAAUCCUCUAGAACCUGAAGUUGACAUUGUGCAAGAUAUGUCGAACGGGUUACAAGAGAAAGAUGAUCGCAAUAAAUACCACGAUGACUUGUCGGCUGAGAUUAGAAGUAAAUUUGAACUAGAUCUGGAUUUGAGACUGAAGAAUUAUGAAAAUAAUAUAGAGACUGAGUUACUUCGUCAACGCGGAGCCUACGACACUGGUUCUGAUUUAGAAUUUAGGAAUAAGAGUUAUGAUCUCAUAGACACUUUGGAGAAUCGAACAACGGUAGAAACCGAUUUUAGACCGGAUAGAAACUUUGAGCCGUUAGUUCUCAACUCGUCCGAGCUGCAGGGUUUAGAUAUGUCAGCAAGGAGUUUUCACAACUACUCAAACAUCAAUCGUUACCAUCAUUUAUAUCCAGAAGUCGAUAGAGUAGAUUUGCGUUUAAAUUAUACUCCCCCACCCCCACCAUACGAUCUAAUGAGGGUAGUUUCGUUAGACUUAACGCCACCAGGACGACACAGCGUGGAUUUAAGUCUUAGGAGUCACCCUUUACAUCCGAUAGCAAAUACGAGAUUACUUACUGAUCAUACACUACAACCAAAUCAUAGGCUUUUGGAUCAAAGUCGAUUACUAACAGGAGAACUGACAAGCCGAAUUGGCGACACCCGGCUCAUACCUGAAACAAGUGGCAGAUUACUAUCCGACCAUACAACCAAUAGAAUCUUAGGCAACAACGAUCACUUAACAGGAUCAGACCAGACACGACUUCUGACAGAUGAAAGUCGUUUAUUAACAGAUCAAUCACGUCUUCUGGAUCAACGAUCAUUACUUGGAGAUACUCGCAUUCUACCACCAGCAGCGGCUAACGGUACUGUUACACCUCCCAUGCCGCCGUUUGGCAGCUAUACUGGAGUAUCUCAGACACCCUAUCAUCCCACUCCCAUAACACCUCGAUCUCACGUGACUUCGCCAACAAACGUAGGAUAUCAUCAUCCAUAUACUACAUACUAUCCAUAAUACCUAUGUAAAUAUUCUGUACAUAUAGGUAAUGUACUUAUAAUAGUUAUGUCCAAUAGGUUAAUUGAAGGUCAUAUAUUUAUAUGACCUUCAAUAUACUAUUUUCAUGUCAGUCAUUAAUAAAAACUUGUAGUCAACCGCAA
Messenger RNA from Sitophilus oryzae (rice weevil), 4475 nucleotides. RefSeq lists its product as uncharacterized. The record is from RefSeq and is a predicted model, not a curated record. The transcript is spliced from 16 exons. Bases 397 to 4332 code for a protein of 1311 amino acids. Gene Ontology annotation, molecular function: protein binding. NCBI's taxonomy places the organism in Eukaryota, Metazoa, Arthropoda, Insecta, Coleoptera, Curculionidae. Gene Ontology annotation, cellular component: nucleus.